This is a messenger RNA of Acanthamoeba castellanii str. Neff, 347 nucleotides long. Its product is annotated as alkyl-dihydroxyacetone phosphate synthase. The annotation marks the transcript as partial. NCBI's taxonomy places the organism in Eukaryota, Discosea, Longamoebia, Acanthamoebidae. The transcript has a single exon. Gene Ontology annotation, molecular function: alkylglycerone-phosphate synthase activity. Gene Ontology annotation, biological process: lipid biosynthetic process. The record is from RefSeq and is a predicted model, not a curated record.
AUGGAGAAGCGUGAUGUGUGGGAGCGCCUGAAGUGGAACGGCUGGGGCGAGAAGGGCGUGCAGUACGAGCUCAAUCAGAACGGCAAUGUCGAACAUUCGCGUACCGGUGUCGAAUUGCCGAAGAUCAUCCCCUUCGCGAAGGACAUCUUUGGUCUGGAUGACCUCGAGAACACGCCCUCGGUGGAGCUCGACGACAUCGAACUCGCCGAACCCAGGCCCAACGAGGGAUUCGUGAGCCUCCUGAAAUCCUUCCUUUCUGCGAGCCAAAUCUCGUUCGAUAAGGAGCAGCGCAUCUGCCAUGCCUACGGAAUGAGCUUCAGGGACCUCUGGCGCCUGCGCAAGGGUUC